This is a messenger RNA of Microplitis demolitor, 2340 nucleotides long. It is a transcript of the gene Mvl, whose product is annotated as protein Malvolio. Gene Ontology annotation, biological process: metal ion transport; response to manganese ion; manganese ion homeostasis. Gene Ontology annotation, molecular function: cadmium ion transmembrane transporter activity; manganese ion transmembrane transporter activity; iron ion transmembrane transporter activity. The record is from RefSeq and is a predicted model, not a curated record. The coding region runs from base 425 to 2179 and encodes 584 amino acids. NCBI's taxonomy places the organism in Eukaryota, Metazoa, Arthropoda, Insecta, Hymenoptera, Braconidae. Gene Ontology annotation, cellular component: apical plasma membrane. The transcript is spliced from 12 exons.
GGCCAGUAGUAGCCAGUAGGAGCGCAGUCGCCUACCAACCUUUCGACUAGUAGCAUCCGUCACUAUUUUUAUACUGUCCUAUGUAAUUAUUUUACUUUAUUUUUAUGUAUAUAUAUAUAUAUAUAUCUGUAUACCCACAGAUAUAUUUACAAAUACAUUGUUAAAGUAUGUGAACAAUAAGAUUUAAUAAACAAUAAAAUUUAUUUUCGCGCCAAAAAUAAUUAAAAAGUUUAAACAAUUGAGUGUCGAAAAAAAAGUCUGGUUCCAUUUUUAAAUUUGAGGUUAUGACAAAAAAAAUUAUUUAUUGUUAAUUAAUUACUAAUUGUAAAUUUUUUAGUUGUGUUAUCGUUGAAAUCACGUCAUUUAAGUAAUUAUUGAGAAAUAAAAUUUUUUUAAAGUUUAAUUUUAAAAUACAAUUAGUAAAAUGACUGAUGAUUAUGGAGUUGGAAAUGGUGGCGGAUCUAAUGAUGAUUCAAGACCCCAGUCAACAAAAGCGGAUAAAAAAUUACAGGAGUUUGAAAGAAAUAAAAAUUAUAGUGAAAGUUCAAUACUAGCACCAGCCGCUGAUCAGACAUAUUUUGCUGAUACUAAAAUUCAUAUACCAGAAAUUGAUAAUACCAUAUUUAGCUUUAGAAAAUUAUGGGCUUUUACGGGACCCGGAUUUUUGAUGUCAAUCGCAUACUUAGACCCUGGAAAUAUUGAAUCCGAUUUACAAUCUGGUGUUAAAGCCAAAUAUAAGUUACUAUGGGUACUGUUAAGUGCAACAAUACUCGGAUUAAUAAUGCAACGUCUAAGCGCGCGCCUAGGUGUUGUAACAGGAUUACAUUUAGCUGAGAUGUGUUAUCGGCAGUACAAAAAAUUACCACGUAUUUUGUUAUGGAUCAUGACUGAAAUAGCAAUUAUCGGUAGUGAUAUGCAAGAAGUCAUUGGUACUGCCACUGCACUGUAUCUUCUAUCCAAUAAAGGUCUUCCAUUGUGGUCAGGAGUAUUAAUAACAGUAAUAGAUACAUUUACAUUUUUAUUACUUGAUAAAUAUGGCCUUAGAAAGUUGGAAUUAUUUUUCGGAUUAUUGAUAAGUGUUAUGGCUGUUACAUUUGGAUACGAAUAUGUCGUAUCAGGACCUCCGCAAUUGGAAGUUAUCAAGGGUAUGUUUACUCCGAUGUGUGUAGACUGUGAUAGUACUGUAUUAUUACAGGCUGUGGGUAUUGUCGGCGCUGUUAUUAUGCCCCAUAAUUUAUAUUUGCACAGUGCGUUAGUUAAAUCGAGAGAUAUUGACAGACGACAGCCGACGAAAGUAAAAGAAGCGAAUAAAUAUUUUUUCAUUGAAUCGUGCAUUGCUUUGUUGGUAUCAUUUAUUAUAAAUGUAUUCGUUGUGGCUGUAUUUGCUCAUGGGUUAUUUGGAAAGACAAACGCCGAUGUGCAUGCAGUCUGUGUUAGUGCAAAUAAUACUUUAGGAGUAAAUACUUUUCCGGAUGAUGCAAACUACGUAGAUGCUGAUUUAUAUAAAGGAGGAAUAUUUCUUGGAUGUACAUUCGGAGUAGCUGCGAUGUACAUUUGGGCAGUUGGUAUUCUCGCGGCCGGACAAUCGUCAACCAUGACCGGGACCUAUGCUGGUCAAUUUGCCAUGGAAGGAUUUUUGAAUUUGCAAUGGUCUAGGUGGAAACGUGUACUACUUACUCGUACAAUUGCUAUCGUCCCGACAUUUUUUGUAGCCUUCUACGCGAAAAUCGAGGAUCUUACAGGAAUGAAUGACGUUCUCAAUGCCGUUAUGAGUCUCCAAUUACCUUUCGCAACUCUCCCGACCAUCGCUUUCACCAGCAGUGUUCAUGUCAUGGGUCAAUUUAGAAAUGGAAAGUUUAAUAAAAUUGUCGCAACGGCACUGUCAGCAGUUGUGAUAGCAAUUAAUAUUUAUUUCGUUAAAGACACUGUCGAAACAGUAUUACCGGAUCACUGGGCAGUAUAUUUAGGAAUAACUAUCUAUGCAUUAUUUUAUCUUGGAUUCUGUUUAUAUUUAGUUAUACAUAUGGCUAUUGCAAUGGGCGCUGACUUUUUAACAAAUUAUAGACUCAUUGCUAAAUUUAUCGGUGGGCCGACAGAAAUGAACUUUUCACUGACUAGUCCUUCCGAUUAUUCCAGUAUGUCACUGAGAAGAAUUUCUAUGACUAAAAAUAUUAAAUAACAAUUAACGAUAUCAAUUUAAUGCAAUAACACAAGAACAAAUUAUGGAUUCGCAAUUCAAGAAAAUAUAAAUGGGAGUUUCUCAUCACUUGGCGUAAUGUAAAAUAAACUAAAAUUAAUUAUUAAUUGUAAAAAAAAAAUAUAAUCAAAAUCUUUUUGUUA